This is a messenger RNA of Cololabis saira (Pacific saury), 4775 nucleotides long. It is a transcript of the gene tbc1d23, whose product is annotated as TBC1 domain family, member 23. Gene Ontology annotation, biological process: retrograde transport, endosome to Golgi; embryonic brain development. The transcript is spliced from 19 exons. Lineage: Eukaryota; Metazoa; Chordata; Actinopteri; Beloniformes; Belonidae. The record is from RefSeq and is a predicted model, not a curated record. Bases 12 to 2105 code for a protein of 697 amino acids. Gene Ontology annotation, cellular component: trans-Golgi network.
UCACCACAGCGAUGGCGGACGCCGCGGAGGAAGCCGCUCUGCAGGGCAGCUGGGACCAGGAUCUGGCCGAGGCUCUGGACUCUGGUGGCUCGGACAUGGAGAUGGAGAGAGGCAUCGUGCAGAUCCAAGAGCACUCAGCUCAACAUAAAGCCAAGAUGUGGAAGAUUGCUCUAAAUGUCUCUGGAAAAGGAGACAGCUUGUCACCUUGGGACGGCGUCCUUGAUUUGCCAGAACAGACACUCAUUCACAACCGCAGUCAGCAGCUGAUCGACCAGCUAGGAGUUUCAGAAGAAGAAGGAAGUGACAUGGUGUCCGAUGUAGAGUCGGUCAUCACCUUCUACUGCAAAUCUCGCAACAUCACCUUCACUCCGGAGCUCAGCUGGCCGAACCUACUGAAGCCUCUGCUGGGCCUCCACCUGCCCCGCAGCGACCUCUACAACUGCUUCUACGCUAUCAUGAACAAAUACAUUCCCAGAGACUGUGUUCAGAAUGGCCGACCCUUCCACCUGUACAGACUACUGCUGCAGUAUCACGAGCCCGAACUCUGCUCUUUCUUGGACACCAAAAAGAUCACCCCUGACUCUUAUGCCAUCAACUGGAUGGGCAGUCUGUUUUCCAGUCACUGCCCUGCUGAAGUUACCCAGGCCAUGUGGGACCUGUACCUCCAGCAGGCUGAUGCCUUCCUUAUCUUCUUCCUUAUGCUCAUCAUCCUCGUCAAUGCCAAAGAGGCCAUCCUUGCACAAGAAGGAGGCAGCAAAGAGGAGAUCAUCAAAAUGCUGGAAGCAUCUCCUUCUCUCCUGGAAGCAGAGGAUAUUGAAGAUCUGUUUUCAUUGGCCCAGUAUUACCAGAGUAAAACUCCCCUGUCACUCAGAAAGAUGAACCAGAAUCUGUUUGGUAGCAGCCUGGUGGCUCUUAAAGAGGAGGACACAGACCUCAGUCAGGCUCUGUGCCUUCCCGUAUCUGUCCCUGAAAUCCUGCAGGCCAACCAGCUGCAGCAGGACGGGGUGCGCUUCUUUGUGGUGGAUUGCCGGCCUGCUGAGCAGUACAACGCUGGACACCUGUCCACUGCUUUCCACCUGGACUCUGACCUUAUGCUCCAGAACCCCUCAGAGUUUGCCCUCUCUGUGAAGUCCCUGUUAGAGGCACAAAAGCAGUCGUUGGAGUCGGGCUCCAUCGCCAGCGGCGAGCACCUGUGCUUCAUGGGCAGUGGAAGGGAGGAGGAGGACAUGUACAUGAACAUGGUGCUGGCUCACUUUCUGCAGAAAAGCAAAGAGUAUGUGAGCAUUGCUAAAGGGGGUUUUAUGGCCCUCCAGAAGCAUCUGGUGGACAUGAAUGUUGAGGGCCUUGACUCCUCAUACGUCAACUGGAUUGUCAGCACAUCUGGAUCUCACAGCAGCCUCAGCUCUGCUGACGGAGACUCUUUGAAUAGCCCUGGAGACGGCAAAGGCGUCAAAUCCUUGGUCAACAAAAUGACUUUUGCUCUCAAGUCCAAGUCAGUCAACGUGAAGGAAAAGAUGAUCAGCUUCAUUGAGAACACCUCCACCCCUGUAGACAGAAUAUCUUUCAAUCUGCCCUGGCCAGAGAAGGUGGUUCCAGAUCGACACGUGAGCAGCAGUGACCGCAUUGGCAAACCUUACCGCGGAGUGAAGCCCGUCUUCAGUAUCGGUGAUGAAGAAGAGUACGACACAGAUGAGAUCGACAGCUCUUCCAUGUCGGACGAUGACAGGAAGGAGAUUGUCAAUAUUCAAACAUGGAUCAACAAACCGGAUGUAAAACAUCACAUUCCGUGUAAUGAGGUGAAAGAAACUGGUCACAUGUUCCCCAGUCACUUAUUGAUCACAGCCACUCACAUGUACUGCCUGAGGGAGAUCGCAUCAAGGAAAGGCUUCGCAUACAUCCAGUCCAGACAAGCGCUGAGCUCUGUAGUGAAGAUCACAUCCAAAAAGAAGCACCCAGAACUUAUUACGUUCAAGUUUGGGAGCAACAACUCUGCUGGAGUGGAGAUAUCUGCAGUUGAGAGAUAUUUGAUACCCAACGCAGGUGAUGCCACAAAGGUCAUCAAGCAGCAGAUCAUGAAAGUUCUCGAUGCUCUGGAAAGCUCGUAAACGGAGACGACAGCCUCACUUUGGGAGAUCGCGACACAGACUGUAAGAAAAGUCUCCAUCUCCUGCGUUCCCUCAGGUGUCCUCCCUCCGGGGAGAUCCCAGUGCAGUGUUGACUGUGACGCCCCGUGUCUCUCUUUGGGACAUGUGGACACACCCCCGACAGCAGACCUGAGGGACGGGCUGCGUGUGUCCAAAUACUUAGGUGCUCUGCAGUUAUCCAACCAUUACCUUUGACUACUUUAAGAAACAUUGGUUAUAGUGUGUGUGAUCUUCCUUCCUACUAGUAAAACAUGGGAUGUCAUUACAGUUCAGUUGGGCUUUGAUGAUGUCCCCCCUGGCCUUAACGUAGCAUACUGGUGACCCAGUGGCAAACCUCUUCAACCCCGUACACCACUGACCUUUUCCUUUCACUUCAGCAUAUUAAUUAUGACUGACUUGUUUUGUUGUGAACAGUAUUGCUUUUUUUCUUGACCCGUUGUGUAAACAUUCAUCAUUUUGGUCGGGUAAGCUUGCGUAUAAAGAUCUGUGACCUUAAAGAAGAAAAAGCAGUGCUGGCACACAAGGCAGGUUUCCUACUGCAUCAGUGGUUUUUGAUAACUUUUCAAGCAAGCAGCCUUAUUGAAAUACUUAUUGAGGAUGUUUAAAUAUUUGAUGUAUAUAUUAGUUAAACCUGUCUAUCUGCACAGACCUCUGCAAUGUCAUUUUGAAAGCAUAUCCUAAUAAGAGUAUGCAGAGAAACAUAUAAACCAAUUCCCCUUGUUUCUAUGUUUAAAGUUUAAUCUUUCAGUGUUUCUGCAGGCAUAAUUUAUUCUCAACUUUACUUAUUGUAAAGAACUAUUGUCAUCUCAUUUGAAUUUGAUGUGGCUCUUGGAAAGCAUCGUCCAGAACCCCUCUGGACCACACUGGAGUCCCACCUGAAGCUUCGGUGAUGGUAGUAAAUAAAAGCCUGAGCACUUCAGUAUUUUCUCCAACUGAUUCAGUUUAGUGUGCAAGUGAUUUCUUGAGAACUUGUCCCUGACACUACUAAGAAAUGAAUGAUUGUUGUCAUGGGAGCUGUGCUUCGCACUUAAAAGCACAUCUUUGGGGGGGGAAGAGCUGGUUUAGAGAAAGCUUUGUGUUCUCAGAUUGGCCAGUCUGUUCGGUUGCAUCGGUCAAAACUGAGCAGCUUUAGUUCGCUUGCCACUUUUGCCUUCGGCCUCAGCCUGUGAUGUUUAUUGUUUCUCUUUUUGUGGCACUCGCAGUGGCAACAUAUCACAAUUAUGCUUACUUACGUGUUUGCUUUUAGGUCUACUUGUACUGGCAUCCUGGGGUUUAGGGUGUUGAAGCCUCCUGUUUGACUGCUGCAGUUGAUAUUUCAGUCCAGAGAGCAUUGAUCUCCAUUAUCUCUUCAAUUUAAAUUGGGACCCUGACUAAAAUGGAAGAUGUUAUUUAAAAAAUGUACAAGAAAAACUUGAAUUGAGGACUUCACUACUGUCUUUCACAACAUUCCUGCGUAUCCCAUGUAUUGUAAUUUUGUGAUAUUUUCUUUCAGUAUUCUUAUUGACUACAUCAUCCUUGACUGCACAUCUUUGCAUUACUCUGUACCAUCACUGGGGAAAGGAUGUCAACCACUUGUCAAAGGCAACAUGUCUCAAGUGUAAUUUGCACCUUACUGUACUGCUAUUAUUUUCUAAGCAUUUCCGUUUUUAAUAAAUGGAAAUUACUGGACUGCACCUGUGGAUACAUUAAUUGACGCAGCACACAAGUUAAAGCAUUUCUUUUAACUAUGUGGCUUUUUGUUUUAUUUUUUACAAAUGUUUUUCAUUUUCCUGUAAAUUAUCAUAGAAGUACUCACACUUUGAUACAAGUAUGUAGCUCCACCAGGAGUAGAUGGCUGUGUUUGAGCACAAAUGAAACGACACCAGUCCCUGCAAACGCUUUCCUCAUUUGUUAUAAUUCUAUCUAAUCUUAUUUCAUCAUAAUUACUAUACAGCACAUUUAAAUUCUUGAACUUUAGUAGUAUACAUCUCUGAACAAUGUUAUGGAGUCUGUAUCUGCGCGACUUAGAGGAAGAAGGUGUGCCAUUUUGGGAAAUACUAAAACUGCUGAAGGAGACGCCUCCACAUUUCUCCAACCAGUGUUUAACUGUCUCUUGUUAAUGCAUGUGGCCAGCUGAAGUUUUAGUGAUUAUCUUAUAACUUCAUGUGACAUUUGCAGUGAUCUACACAUUUAACUCUGAAGACAACAUACUGGUGUCAGAACCUUGUGAGCAAUGACUGGCAGUGGACUGAAUCUACCACUGAGCCAUCGCAGGGUUGAUCGCCAUCACUGGCAGAAGACAUUAACAUAUGCACAAUACAUGUUGAUUAUACAAUGGUAAUAAAACUGAGAUUUGAAACAGACUAUUUUGCACAGUCCAGAGUGAAAAUGACCCCUGGCUGGGAAAUGUGCAGCUUGAAGAAACAGUGAACAACACAUAUAUAUUUUAAUCAUUAUGGUCAUGUGUCAGUUUCAGAGAAUGACAUUUUGGAACAAAUAAGGCACCAAUAAAAUCAGUUUUCAUAAAUAUAAAUGUACUUUGUGCUCUGUCCUCACUUUUUGGAUUGAACCAGAAAAAUGACACUAGAGUACGUGUUUUACCUUUUUCAGAAGUGGAAAUGGUGGUUGUCAUGUUUGAACAAAGUAAGCAAG